Ictalurus punctatus (channel catfish) is the source of this 2729-nucleotide messenger RNA. It is a transcript of the gene tmem120b, whose product is annotated as transmembrane protein 120B. Gene Ontology annotation, biological process: fat cell differentiation. NCBI's taxonomy places the organism in Eukaryota, Metazoa, Chordata, Actinopteri, Siluriformes, Ictaluridae. The coding region runs from base 152 to 1114 and encodes 320 amino acids. The record is from RefSeq and is a predicted model, not a curated record. The transcript is spliced from 13 exons. Gene Ontology annotation, cellular component: membrane.
UGACUGUUGUCCACAAAGGGGAGAAUCAGGUGAGCAUGGCAGUCGGUACAAUGUCACUGGAGAAAUGUCGGAGUGAAUGGGAAGAAAUAGAGAAAGAAUAUCAACAGCUGCAGAUUGAGACGUCUUUGAGAAGAGUGACGUUAAUCUGAGGAUGGAGUCUCAUAAGGUGUACCGGCAGAAGCUAGAGGAGCUCGCACACCUGCAGGCGAUCUGCAGCAGUGCCAUAUGCAAACAGAGGAAAGGCCUUAAAGAGCUCGGACACACACUUCGUCAAUGCGCAAAAACAUGCGACGACAAAGAGUCUCUGGCCAUAAAUCACCUGCAGGAGCAGAUUAAAGAGAAGCAGAAUGUCUUCUUCGACAUGGAAGCCUACUUGCCAAAGAAGAAUGGAUUGUACUUAAAUCUGGUCCUUGGAAAUGUGAACGUAACGCUGCUCAGCAACCAGGCGAAAUUUGCGUAUAAGGAUGAGUACGAGAAGUUUAAGCUGUGCAUGACCAUAAUCCUGAUGCUAGGUGCCAUCACAUGCCUCUUCCUGCUGAACUACCGAGUCACAGAUGAAAUCUUCAAUUUUGUAUUGGUGUGGUAUUACUGUACGCUGACCAUCAGGGAAAGCAUUCUCAUCAACAACGGCUCCAGAAUUAAAGGCUGGUGGGUUUUGCAUCACUACGUCUCCACUUUUCUCUCGGGUGUCAUGCUAACCUGGCCUGAGGGUGUGAUAUAUCAGACGUUUAGGAGUCAGUUCCUGGCCUUCUCCAUCUUUCAGAGUUUUGUGCAGUUUCUGCAGUAUUAUUAUCAGAGCGGGUGUCUGUAUCGGCUGCGUGCUUUAGGAGAGAGGAAUCAGCUGGAUUUGACAGUAGAGGGCUUCCAGUCAUGGAUGUGGAGAGGACUGACCUUCCUGUUGCCAUUCCUGUUCUUUGGACAUUUUUGGCAGCUGUACAACGCAGUGACUCUGUUUAAACUUGCUGCACGGGAUGACUGUAAAGAGUGGCAGGUGUUCAUGCUGGCUCUGACGUUCCUCGUACUGUUCCUGGGAAACUUCCUCACCACGGUGAAGGUGGUCCAUCAGAAGGUACAGAAGAACAACCAGAAGGUGGACAAGCAGAAGAAAAACUGAAACUACACUUCAGUUGUCAUGGCAACAUCCUCGUCACUACAGAGACUGUACGAAAGGAGAGCGAGCGGCUGUUUCUCAGUCCUCCAUGUACCGUUGGCGUCUCUUGGCUGUGUAAGGUGAUGGACAAUAUGGUGAUUUACACACAGGUCAAACGUUUUUAUUGUGGUCGGUGUGAAUGUUUACACGUGAGCUUGCUGCUGGAGACACACACAUGACCAGGGACAAGGGAGGAAAAGGGAUCUCAGCAGUGCUAUCGAUUAAAGGAUGCUGAAUAAAAAUCCUGCGUUUCCUGCGUCUCUGUCUAUACACGCACAGCCCUAUGUUUGUCAUGCAAUAUUAUAUCACUCUUGUGUGACGAUAUGUGAUCUACGAUUUUUCCUGAGUGGCAGGGAUCCCUAGGUCUGACUUCACUCUCAAGUUUUCAUCUUCUUCAGCUUAAUGUAGUUGUUAUAAAACACUGAAUUGAUUCUUAAUCUGUAUAUGAUAAGUUUGACAACAUUUAAUGCAGUAGUGUUGUGUUUAGAUAGCCAUGUUAACAUUAAAAAUUCCUUUAUUGUACAGCUAGACAUGUUUUUCUUAAAGUAUUUAUCAGUAAAAUACAUGCUUGAGACAGCCAGGUCUUUGUUUAUCAUCAGUUCUGACCUACUGUACAUUUACACUAGCCUACAUCUCACUGCUCUGCUAAAGUUUCCAGCCAACAGUCUCAGUCAAAUUAUCGUCAGUGUAAUAAGUGUGUGAAGUUAUUGUCAGUGCAAAUGUGAACAAACAAAAGAAUGGUUUGUUAAACGUGCCGAGAGUUAAAGCUGAUAAGUUAGGGUAAACUAACAAAAUUAAAAACAAUUAUUUUGGAGUAAUAUUUAAAAUAUUUUUUUUUAACCUUUCAUCCAUCCAUCCAUCCAUUUUCCACAACGCUUAUCUUACACAUGGGAGCCUGGAGACUAUCCCAGGGAAUUCUGCACACAUUUUAAAAAUGUAAUAAUAAUAAGAGGAACAACAAAAAAUUUAAAUCAAUAAUUAGAUUUAUGGUUCACAAGGAAAAAAAACAAGCAUGCAUUUUUUUUCAGUUAGUAAAUGAUGUUAUUAUUUUCUUUUAUUUUGGAGGGGUGAGGUUCAUUCCAGGAGCUCCUUUUGAAUGGUGGAGAUAGUCACGAUACAGUUUUGGUUUCUGAUUGGUCAGACACAGUAAUUUAGCCACCAGGGGGUGCUGCGAAUCUAAAUAUAUUUGAUCCAGUGCAGUGUGGUGGAAGUGUUUAACGUCAUUGUAAGGUUUGACUCAACACUGCGCCAGAAUUAAAAACCACCACAUGAACCUGUUAAACCUGUAUUGUUUCUGUCGAACGGUCCAUUCAUUCACUUCCCCUUUGGUGAAUCAUUUAUUACAAUUUGUUAGGUCCAAAGAGGACUGGCUGAUGGUUUGUAAAUGAAUCCUCAAAUAAGUUUUGCUGCUGGCAUUGAGACAAUAGAAUGAAGUGCUUUGUCUGUAUUGGUUAACAGUCACAGGCAUCACAUUAGUGGUGAUGUUAUUAUUACUACAACUUAUAUCGAUAUAAUAUCGUGAUCAUUGAUUACGCGAUAAACUUUUCUGAGAUAUCGUUGGUAUGUUGAUGUAUUUUUU